AUCCACCACCACAGUAACAACUAACGUAACCUGGUAUAUUGUUCAGGUGGUUCAGUGGCGCCGGAGGACCUGCCAGCCGCCCGUCACGCCCGUCACGCCCACCUCACCCACCUGCUGAAGAACAACACUAUGAUCCUCCCCCGUCAGGUUUUAGAAUCAUGUGAGGGAGGGCGGCCAAAUGAAGUCACAAUUGAGGUCAGCCACGAUGUUACCAGCACAGACACAGACAGUGGCAUGUCAGGUGGGGCGAAGGAAAGUCAUCGGGGUCGACGGAAACGAGGAGAGGUCAGUGAAGCUGGGUCAGAGGGCAGUGAAGAGAGGUCACUGACCCCUCCUCACCAUCCUGACCAAAGGCCACCCACUGUGAGCCCUGACCAGGGUGUGGUCACUGAUGACUGUUGGGCCAGUGCUGUCACAGGUGAUGGUGCCCCACUGCAAUUUAAGAUUGAAGAACACGUGGAAGAAAUCACCACUCAUCGCUUGACUGAUGAUGAUGACCAGGACCUGGAUUGUGCCUAUGACAAUGAUGUUAGUGACUCUGGUGGAUCAUGGCGAGGUUCUCGUUGCUCCUUGGAUGACUCGAGAGAGACGAGGCAUCACAAGGUGUCCCACCACUCAGUGACAGAAGAUCCACUACUGUCCACCAUUAAUGUUGCUCUUCCAGACCCUGCUCACAUUUCUGACAGGAGGGUCUCCUUCCCUGAACUUGGUGCUGAUAUUAUACAUGAUUUCUGUUCAGAUGUAGAUUGCUGUGAUGUUGGACCUGGUGACAUGGUGCUGAAUUCUGACACUUGGGAAGAGAACUGGCUCUUCAGACGGCAGCGGCUGAUGGGUGCCUCUGCUUCUGACCCUGUGACAAUGCUCAUCCCAAAUCCUGAAGCUCAUGUUCCAGCUACUGUGGGAAAUAGGGAUAUAGAUGAAUUGUCUGAAUUGUCGGAGCAGCAGUCUAUUGGCAGCGGGGAGCCUUGGAGCAUGAGUGAGAGUGAUGGAGAGGGAGAGUGUAUGAAGAGUUGCCAGCCAAGCACUGCAUCUAGGGAACUCUCUACACUUGCAGGAGAAAUUGUGGCCGAGUUUGCUCAGCAAGACCAAGAGUACACAGUAGACUACAGUGUCCCUAUCAGAGUGACGGCAACAUGUAGAGCACAACAAAGCAGGAAGCACCUUGCAUCUCCUCAAGCCUCUCCUACACAUUCUCAUAAGUCUCCAGAAGCACAACCCUCAACUCGUUUUAUUUACACAAAUCAUAAGGGAGUCCUGAGAAACUAUCAUGAGGGGAAAACCGUGGAAGGUGUGAAGAAUCCUGGAGUCGCUGAAAAAUCACAAGUGGAUUUAGAUUUUGUAUCGGACAAUGAGAGACCAGUGCCAAAACCUAGGAAACUUUCAUUAGCUACAAAAUCUUCUACCAAUACUUCUGCUAACUCCUCAGUGCAGCUUCUGCUGUCUCCAGCAGAGGAUUUGACAAUUCUAAGUCCUCCCUUAGAGGUUCCUGAUCCAUCUAACACGUCCAGUAAAAGUGAAACAGUGUGGUUUGUGGAAACUCCAGAGGACUGUGUAGUAAUGCAGGGUAGAACACUCCGACUCGCUUGUCAAGUUAAUACCAAGAAACCCAUGGGUGUGAGCUGGUACCACAAUGGUUCCUUGGUGGCUGUGGGUGGUCGUGACCAGUGGGUGUACCGCCAGGGGCCCUUCUAUCAUUUACAUGUUUACGGAAUGACAUCUGUGGCAGCUGGGCUGUAUGCUACUGCUGCGUACACUGCCACCAAUUGUGUGUGGGCAUUUUGUAGAGUACAAUACAAAGCAAAUUCAAGACCUCAAAAACGUCCCACAUUCACCAAGGGUUUGUCAGAUGUGAUUCUCGAAGAGGGAGGAGACCUGUAUUUACAGUGCCAAGUACAAGGCCACCCAGAACCACGAGUUAUCUUUUCCAGAGGCUUAGAGAGGCUAGAACCUUCUUCCAGACUUGCAAUAGAGAGUGAUCAGUAUGGCACGUGGACAUUGCGUCUGGCAGAAUGUUCAGCUUCAGACAGUGGAGAAAUCACUGCGACUGCUGCCAGCAUGCUGAGUGCAGUAAAUACCCACUGUCGGGUAAAGGUCGUGCCAGAGGGCACUCCCAUUCCCCAGCAAGUCCACACUAAUUCUGCGAGACUACAGCCAUCAGCUUUACAAACAAAUAAGCAGCAAGAUCCCAGGCCAGGUGGCAGACAUACCCACAAGAAACACAACCCUGGCUCACACCCACCCAACACCUCUCGGCCAACCUCUGACAACCUACUAAUCUCCGCCAAAACAUCCACUCCUUCACAUCGAGAAAAACUAACAAAAUCAUCAGGUUUUAAUACAGAUACUGAUGAUCUGGAUGAUAUUCAUCAGGUGCCUACAAAACCAGGUAUACCUGUAAAUGAUGUGUGUAUCUCUAUACAUCUGCCUGCUGUAAAUAAUGAGGAUAUUGUUACUUACUGCUCAAUAACCACAGAUGUAGACAAUGAUCUGAGUUCUUCAGUGUUGCUAGAUAAUGGUGGAGCUUCUGAGUGUAAGCCUAUGGUGCAUGAGAUCAAUGAGCUUUCACAUCGUGUAGAGGAUCGUAAUGUAUUAGACAGUUCUACCAGUGGUAAUGUCAGUACUGUUGCACAUGGGGAUUUGUCCACAAAUACAUAUGCCAGCUUGAAAAAUCUACAAGACGACUUUAGUAAUUCCUCAUCAUUCUUCAAGGAUUCUUAUAACCCUAGCUUGACAAGGCUAAUUUCUUCAUCUGGCUCAUCAUUUAUUGCAGCUAAUCAUAGUUUGGACUGUUAUUCCUCUAGUCAUGAUGAUGAGGAUUCAUCCUCUUCUAACAGACACACAUUACCAGUACAAAAAUUAUCCAAUCUUGAGUUCCUUUCUUCUUCAUCUCCUGUAACUCAAAAUCUAAAAGCUAGGGGAAAAUUCUUGGUAAACUGCAAUGCCUCAUUGCCUCUAACUGCUGACCAGCCGCAUGCCUUUAGCACCUUCAUGGGCCAUCACCAAGAGCAUGGAGAACCCUCUGCUAAGCCUGCUUCUUCCUUCAUUGCUACAUCACCAACAUUUUCAGGUACAAUUGCAGAAAGAGAACAUCGCAAAUGGGAAGCUGCAGUAUCAAUACCUAACAAUCCUUAUGCCCCUGAGCGCUUGGUUCAGCGACUCUCGCAUACCCAUAUAUCUGAGCACAUCCCACCGCCUCGCCGUGCUAUCAGCAUAGAAUUUCCUGAGGAGAGUGGCCAGGAGCUGGAUCCCAGCUUGCGUGAUGGAGUGCCACCCACACCUGACCUCAAUAGGUACAGUCGGGACUAUUAUGUAACAUCAACUACUGGUAGAAGGACCUCCUCCCUUAAUUUCAGACACCAAAAAAGUCACCACUACCACCACCACCACCAACAACAGCAGCAACAACAGCAGACCCUAGUACAGCAAAAUAAUGAUAAUCAGCAGAAGGAACACCGCCACCAGCAGGAAGAUCAACAGAUACUACAUAAAAGUGAGAUACUCUUUUCAGCUAAUGGGCAUAAAGUACCAAGAAGAACAUCACCCACACUUUCUACAAAUGUUCAGGAGCCAUUACACAUCAUAGGAAGUGGACUUCAGAAAAACCAUAAAAGCAAUAGUGAGGCAACUUUACAUCAAUUGAGAAAUACUCAAGUGGAGACUUCCCAGCCCAGUGACUGGAAGGAUGAACUUAGAGAUAUUCAGGCUGCGCGUGUGGAACGAGAAGUAGCCAGAUUCCAAAGAACUAUCAACGAGACUCAGCGGAGGUGGGAAGAAAACUACGCGCGUCAUGCUCCUCGAAGUGUCCAUGCUAAUGGACAGUCUGACAGCUCCACAGAAGUUCUUCAUAAUCCACGUGUUGAUGCAUACUUGGUUCCCCGUCGCCAUGACCUCUGGCGGACUGUGAGUGAAGACACUAUCGCAGUACAACCAAGGGAUAGAACAGUUCUGCAGCCACUUUUGAGGCACACAAGUGCUGAUAACCUGCAGCCCUCUGCUAAAGUUUCAAACCUACACAACCUGGGCUCAGUUCCCCUUCAUAACAUGAGCAGUAUGAAUUCGGUGGGCAGCAUGAGCAAUAUUAAUAUAAACAGCUUAACUGGCCUAGGCAAACGUACUAAUUACCAGCACCACUCAAAAUUUGGAAGAUCAGUAGAGAGUGUGAGUACAUAUAGUGAGGGAGAUAGCCAUGGUGAAGGAUUGGACAGUGAUGCAUCUAUACGCACACCAGAGGAAGUACCUGCUCUUCCUUCAGUCAGGAAACUGGCCUCCAAGUUUGACCUGGCCAGCCAGGAACGAGUCAAUGAUUUAGACAAACAUGGGAAGGCUAAUUCUCUUUCAUUCUAUGGAAAGAAGAACAUCUUCAUGAUUGAGAAGUCAGCACCAAGUGACCAACCAUACAGUCGUAGCUUCAUCAACAACCUUAACAAGCGAACAGAGAAGCCAUAUGUUGUUAAAGAGGUAAGGUCUUUGGCUAGUGGUGAAGGUUCCCGUCCUUCUCCUGAGACUGACAUGUAUGAGAGUGAUGUGGACAGCACUGAAUUUGAUGAUGAGGCAACAGUAACCAGCCUUAGUCUACCACCAACUCCUGGCUCACUUAGUGAUAAGCACAGCUUAAGUAACUCCAGCCUCAUAGACACUGACUCCUGCUUUUCAACGGACUGUAGGGACUCAAAUGUGACUACUUCAUAUGACCAGUCUAGUAAUAAAACUAUUUUUGGAGUAACUCUCCGUAAGACAACCACAAAUCCUUAUGGCAGCUUUGAUAAAAGGAAGCAAACAUCACUUUCCAGCAUUUCUUCUGUGGAGGAAGUGCAGAGAGCAUCUUCUAGAGUGAGCAGCCACAACAACAGACACUCAUGGAAUACCAGCACAGAUGAUCUGGAAAGGGAAGUGACUCCAUCUGACUGUGACUCAGAUGCAUCUAAUAGAAAAUUCUAUUAUGGAAGCAUGUCAGAUCUAUCCAAUGAGGAGUCUGUCAAAUUAAAAGAUCAAAAACAGUUCCAUAGUUCAUUUGAUUUAUCUUCAAUUUCAAGAUCAUUAGAAACAGAGCACUGUGUAGGACCUCUUCAGGUGAAUACAAAAGGAAUUAAACAAAGAGAAACAAUUCAGCAAAAGAACAAGCAGGCAGGCACAGCAAGUGUUUGCUUAUUGUCUGGUUCAGCCUUUGCACCGAAAGGAAAACGAAGAAUGAGUGACUUCCUAAAUAGCUAUGUAGGACAUAAAUCGAUACACGAUUUGAACCGAAUAGAUGAAAAAACAGAAGAGGAUACAAAUAACCAGAGAUACAGAGUUGCUUAUAAGACACAAAGUCAUUCAGUUUCAGACCUUCCAAAAGAACCCCUUAAGAAGAAUGAUGCAUUGAAGAGAUCAGUGAGGGAAGACACAUCUAAGAGAUCAGUGAGGGAAGAUACAUCUAAGAGAUCAGUGAGUGAAGAUACAUCUGAGAGAUCAGUGAGUGAAGAUACAUCUAAGAGAUCAGUGAGUGAAGAUACAUCUGAGAGAUCAGUGAAUGAAGAUGCAUCUAAGAGAUCAGUGGGUGAAGAUACAUCUAAGAGUGAAGAUACAUGUAAGAAAUCAGAGAGUGAAGAUACAUAUACCAAACCAGAGACUGAAGGAUCAUUCAAAAGUAUAGAUAAGAAUGCUUCAGGACAGGAAAAUAACAAUGACAUCCAAGUCAGACUCAAGGAACCGAAAAAUAAGACAGUGUCAGAAGUAAAUGGAAUUACACAACAACCAUUCCUUAAUUAUUUGGAAAAAGCAGAAAAUUCACUCCAAACAUCAGGCCAAGAUACCUUAGAUUCAUUUGCUUUUGUCAGUCAGGAGUCAGUUGAUAGUAGUAAAGCCGUAAAUUCCUCUGACAGUCAAUCUCUUGAACUGUCCCAAAUGUCCAAUGCAGAUGUUUGGGAUGGCGCAUCUUUUAUACACACCUCAGAUGAUACAAAUACCGGUACAUUGAUCAAAUCCACAGACAAUGAUCAAUUUAAAAUAGAUUUAAAUGAGGCUUAUAUUUCAACUUUUUACAAUCAGCUGGUGGUAGAUAAUUCUCAGUCAUUAACAAAGUCAACUGUUGAUACACUCCCUGUUGGAGAUUCCCCCGUAACACUUAGUAAAGGAGGUAAGGAAGAAACAGUCAUUAGCACAACAAAUGUGCAUCCUGUACAAAAACGCAGGUCCAUUGGGGACUUCUUAAAGGGGUACACAAAUAUAAGUUCCCUGGAUGAAAAAACCACUUUUAAUAAAGUAACAAUUCCUAAAAAUGCCAACACAGAAACAAACUUGACCCUCAUAGCUGUUUCUGACAGUAAUGUUAACAUGCAGCCACAAGAUCAGAGUGUUCCAGCAUCCAGGGCCAAUGUUCUAGUAUCAAGAGCCAGUGUUCCAGCAUCUGGGGCCAAUGUUCCAGCAUCCAGGGCUGGUGUUCCAGAAUCCAGGGCCAGUGUUCCAGCAUCCAGGGCUGGUGUUCCAGCAUCCAGAGCCAAUGUUCCAGCAUCCCGAGCCAGUGUUCCAUCUGGGGCCAGUGUUCAAAAUGUAGUAAUGCAAAAUGCAAAACAGUCACCUAUCUCUAGUAAAGAGUCUACAAAUAUGACAAACAAAAAUCAUAACCAUAAUGAAUCCACAGAGCCCCAGCACCUAGGCAAUGAGAUUCAAACCCCCAAAAAUAAUCAUCCCGAUGAAAAAUUUUCUUAUACCACAGACAAGUGUACAGUUAUUACUCUGUCAGGCAAGGAGCCAUCAUUAUCAGAUGCUUCUUCAUCAGUAUACCAUGCAAAUAUUAUAUAUGUUGGAGACAAUAUGAAAAAUAAUCAUGGUAAAGAUACUGUCCAAAGCAGCACUUUGGACAAAGCUAGUAAAAAUACCAGUGAUAUGGAUCCUGUUAGUAUGCACACAAAUAUCUCAUCUAUUAAAGACAGUGUUGAUGUGACAGCACGUCACUCUCAGUCAGAACAUAAAUUUGUCUCACAAUCUGUGCAGCCUGUUGUGGCUGGAAAGAAUCCAGUAGUUAAUGAUAAAAAAUUAGAUCAUUCACAAGACUUAUUACAAGUUAAUGAUGUUAGGAAAGAUGAUGAUCAAAGUUCUACAGGACCCUAUGUGACAGUAAUAGCAGUGAGUGAUCUAUCAGACAGCUCCCUUCCUUCAUACAAGGCUAAUGUUACUUCAUCUUCUGAAAAUUCAAGCGAUGAUGAACUCUUGCUAGAUGAUCCUGUUGCCCUCACUAGAAUGAUAGUCCACAACUCUCGUAUAGGCAACAGUAACAGCAAAAAUCUUAGAGGGUUAAAGAAAAUAGACCUAACAAAGGCAUCAGUUCCAGCUAAUUCUCCGUUUUCCCCAUUGAGAUCAAAAUCGAGUAGUUUAAUAUGUGAUUCAAGUGUUGUUGACAACGUCCCACAAAAGAAGCAUGUAGGUCCUAGAGACUCUUGUGAUGAAGGUGUACACUCUCAGUUGAGUGAUAUAGAAGUGGCUUCCUCAGGCACUUCCAUGGAGUCUAAGUCACUUGGUAGUUUGGAGACCUGCGGCGAAGAUGGACACGAUGCCAUGGUACAGUGCAGCUAAUGUGCACAUGUGCAUGAAUCAAAAUGGGUUCACAGAAUG
Molecule: messenger RNA, 7590 nt
Organism: Cherax quadricarinatus
Lineage: Eukaryota; Metazoa; Arthropoda; Malacostraca; Decapoda; Parastacidae
Source: RefSeq, a predicted model, not a curated record